GGAAUAUUUCACGUGUAUCUUUUCUUACUACAUAAACAAUGUAACUUUGCAUAAACUGUGUUAAAAAAAUUAAAAUAUUUAUCUUAAAAAUACACGCUACAAAUAAAUAAAAAUGUCGAGGAUUAUUGUUAAACAGUUGCCGAAAAAUAUUACGGAGGAUAAACUGCGAAAUCUUUUUGGUGCUAAAGGCAACAUCACCGAUAUGCAGUUAAAAUAUACUCCAGAUGGUAAAUUUCGACAGUUUUGCUUUAUUGGCUAUCAAACCGAAGAUGAAGCCCAACAGGCUAUUCAAUUUUUCAACAACACCUGCAUACAAACCAAUCGUAUACGCGUUGAAAUGUGUGCCAACUUAGGAAGUGAGGAUAAACCGCAAUCAUGGAGUAAAUAUGCUAAAGACAAUAAAAAGGAAAUGGAUUUGGUGAAAAAAGUCAAGGGAACAUCGUUGGAAGAUAAACACAAGGAAAAGACACAAUCCAAACUGGAUGAAAUUAUUGGAAAACACAAAGAUGAUCCCGAAUUUCAGGAGUUUAUGAAGGCUCACGAGACCAAACGUUCAUUAUGGGCCAACGAUGCGGCUGAGGCUGUACCAAGUGAAAUCAACGAGCAGGAAAUGGACUCUGACAAAAAAUUCAAUAUUAAGGAUGAUGUCACAUCAGCGAGGGGAGAUAGUGGUGAUGAAAAUAGUGAACCGGAAGAAGAGGAAACAAAAAUAGCAGAAAAACCUAUAAGUGAUUUAGAAUAUAUGAAAUCCUUGAUGGUUUCUUCAGAUUCAGCAAAAGCUAAAAAAGCCAACGUUGAUUUAUUUACUAUCAAAAUACAUAAUGUCCCCUAUAAAGCCAAACGUCAGGAUAUUAUCAAGUUUUUCAAACCUUUGAAGCCAUACUCUGUGCGUCUACCUCAAAAUGUGCAUGGAUUUUGUUAUGUGGGUUUUAAGACUGAAAAAGACAUGAUCAAGGGCAUGUUGAAGGAUAAGAGUUUCAUUAAAGGUAAGCAGGUGUUUUUCUCCGACUUUACGGAGAAAAAUAAAAUUACCAAAGCCAAACAGGCGGGAAAAGGAGAUGAUGGAACCAAUGCCAUGCCAGACAAGAACUCGAAAUGGAAAACCCAAGAAUCAAGCUUAAGUAAUGAAGAAGAUAUAUCGGAAUCUGGAAAAAUAUUCUUUCGCAAUCUGGCUUAUGCUACCACAGAGGAUGAUUUACAAAAAUUAUUUGAACAAUUUGGUCCAGUAGCAGAGAUAAACCUUCCAGUGGAUACUGUGACACGAAAAAUUAAAGGCUUUGGUACUGUAACUUUUUUGAUGCCCGAACAUGCGGUUCAGGCUUUCAAUCAGCUGGAUGGUACCACAUUUCAGGGUCGUUUGCUGCAUUUAAUUCCCGGCAAGAGUAGUAAGGAUGACGAAGAGCAAGACGAUGAAAAUGAUAGUAGCCUAACUUUUAAACAGAAAAAAGCUUUGAAAUUAAAGAAAACCGCUCAAAACUCGGUGAGUUGGAAUACCUUGUUCUUGGGCUCAAAUGCGGUUGCCGAAAUUUUAGCUAAAAAGUUUGACACUUCCAAGCAACGUAUUUUGGACACCGAUGAUGGAGGUUCAAGUGCUGCAGUACGCAUUGCUUUGGGAGAAACACAAAUUGUUGUAGAAAUGAAAAAGUUUUUGGAGGAAAAUGGUGUGCGCAUAAAUGCUUUUGACUCGCAGAACGCUAAACGUUCGAAAACAAUAAUUUUAGCAAAAAAUUUACCACCUGAUACCAGCAUUCAAGACUUAACACCCAUUUUCGGUAAAUUUGGACCAAUCGGUAGAAUUGUAUUGCCACCCAGUGGCGUUACUGCCAUUAUUGAAUAUUGUGAUUCUUCAGAAGCAAGACAAGCCUUUAAAAAGUUAGCCUACAGUAAAUUCAAAAAUGUUCCUUUGUAUUUGGAAUGGGGACCAGAAGAUACCUUUAGUACUAGCCUUUCGGGUGAACCUUUGGUAGCCAAAAUUGAAACUGAACCUACAGAAACAAAGGACACAGCAGAAAAUGACAAUGAAACUAAAUCAGACGCAAAUGCUCAAGUUAAUGAAGAAGCUAUUAAUGAUGAUAAUGAACCGGAAGAUAGUGAUGAAUUGCCUGAACCUAACACCACGCUUUUCUUGCGAAAUUUGAAUUUCAUAACGGAACAGGAAACUGUAUACAAACAUUUUAAAUCUUUGGGUACUAUACACACAGUGGAAAUUGCCAAACGCAAAGAUCCCACAAAUCCCAAAAGCUUUUCGUCUCUCGGCUAUGGUUUUAUACAAUUUAAGAAAUCUGCCACAGCGGAAUAUGCUCUAAAGAAUAUGCAAUUUACCAACAUCGAUGGCAAUCAAGUGGAACUCAAACGCAGUGAUCGUGUGCUUAAAUCAGCCAUCAACAAUCAGGGUCAACGCAAAAGGGUAGAGUUAACUAAGCAAACUGGUACAAAGAUGCUUGUGCGCAAUAUACCCUUCCAAGCCAAUGUUAAAGAAGUUCGUGAUAUUUUCAAAGCCUUUGGAGAAUUACGUUCAGUACGUUUGCCGAAAAAGAUGACACCUGGCGAAGAAUGUCAUCGUGGCUUUGGUUUUGUCGAUUUUAUAACAAAAAGUGAUGCCAAAAAGGCAUUUGAAGCCUUGAGUCAAAGUACUCAUUUAUACGGUAGACGUAUUGUACUCGAAUGGGCUUCUACGGCUGACGAAGAUGUAGAUGCAUUGCGAAAAAGAGCUGCUGAUCAAUUUAAUAAUUCAUAUCAGAGUGAUGCUUCAAAGCGUAGCAAACGAGCAAUAUUUGAUGCUGAGAGUAAUGCUAAAAGUAUAGCAAACGACGAAGGCGAAGAUUAGAAAAUAUUGUUACAUUAGAUUAGUGUAAAUUCUAUUUUUUAAAUAUUUUUUGUAUGCAUUGUUUUACUCCAUAUAUGUUAAUUACGCAAAAUAUAUGUAAAUAUAUAUACAUUUAUUUAACGAAGACGAAGAGUUAUAUAUUAAAAUAAAUACAUGUCCUUUUCUUUUACAUAUUAAUUCAAAAUCAUAUAGAAA
Molecule: messenger RNA, 3022 nt
Organism: Calliphora vicina (urban bluebottle blowfly)
Lineage: Eukaryota; Metazoa; Arthropoda; Insecta; Diptera; Calliphoridae
Product: probable RNA-binding protein 19
Exons: 4
Coding region: 113-2827 (904 amino acids)
Cellular component (GO): cytoplasm; ribonucleoprotein complex; nucleus
Molecular function (GO): mRNA binding
Source: RefSeq, a predicted model, not a curated record